AUGAGUGAACGAAGCCAGAAAGCCUUGAUGGAUGGAGGAUCUUCGUACUCUGCACAUGCUUGGGUAAUUGAAGAUGUGAUGGACGACAAAGCGUUGGUGAAGAAGGAUCAAACAAGAAGGGAAGAGAAAGAACACCAAAAUCAAGAAAUAACAGACGCUCAAAGAAGAUACACGAGCUACCACAAAAAUGAGAGCAUAUAUAGCACCAAAAUAGGUCUCGAGAACUCUUAA
Dovyalis caffra is the source of this 231-nucleotide messenger RNA. Lineage: Eukaryota; Viridiplantae; Streptophyta; Magnoliopsida; Malpighiales; Salicaceae. The record is from the annotation of a GenBank genome assembly.